UACCGGAUUUCAGCCGGUAGGCACUCGUUUUCUGCCAGUGACAGUCAUCCCUUUAAACCCUAAGGACCUCCUGGAUUGUCCACCUGCCCGACAUCUGUCCCUUUCCUCACCGCGCGGCGCGAUGAAGCGGAAACUGAGCGACAUUUAGGAGCAGUCUAAAGGACUUCUGUGCAACAGGCACCUGGGCUGCAAACUCACUGAAGGCUGGUCGGAGGAACUGUUGCACAAAAUCCCGCUGCGAUGUCUCUGCUGUGCGUUAGAGUAAAGAAAGCCAAACUCCACGGGCCCCCAGACAAAUUCAACGCCUACGUGACUUUGAAGGUGCAGAAUGUGAAAAGCACAACUAUCACAGUCCGAGGGGACCGGCCAUGUUGGGAACAAGACUUCAUGUUUGAGAUCAGUCAUCUAGAGUCCGGGCUGGUGGUGGAGCUGUGGAACAAAGGUUUGAUCUGGGACACGAUGAUCGGCACGGCGCUGAUACCCCUCAGCUCCAUUCGACAGUCUGACGAGGAGGGACCAGGAGAGUGGACGUCUUUGGACUCUGAGGUGUUAAUGAGGGAGGAUGAGAUCUGCGGCACCACCAACCCAACUCCGCACCAAGUGCUGAUGGACACUCGCUUUGAGUUGCCCUUCGACAUUCCCGAAGACGAGGCUCAGUACUGGACCAGCAAACUGGAGCGGAUACAUAAUGAGUAUCCAUCACAAGAUGAGGGCCAGAGGAGAAGAAUGCCAUCUGUGCCUUCCCAGUGCUGCAGUUGGAGUUAUUUUGGAUGGAGUGACCAACAGACUUUUGAUGACCAUGACAGUGCAGUGGACGACUGGGACAGUGAAACUGGAAACAAACCUCCACCCUUCCACAACACUUCCCAAACAAAUUCCUCAGUGCAUCAGUAUCCCAUGAUGCGCAGGGUUCAACAUCAAACACUGUCAAAGGAGUCUGACUCUGUGCAUAGCUAUGAGCUAGAAAUGAGGGGGCCCAGGAAAUCAAACAGUAAGGGUGGAGUAAAAAUAAUCCCUGUUGAUUCAGGUAUGGGUGUGGAGGACUGGGAGAGUAAAUACAAAGUGCCUGACUCUGGUGUCUUGGACGAUUACUUGGAUGCUGAGCAGAAAAUGUGGGAGGAUGAGGACAAAAGCAUCAUCUAUAAAAUUAGUGACAGUCCAUCCGAGUCCAGAGUCAGCAGAUUCUAUCAGACAGUGGAAUGUGAUGCACAUUUCCCAGAGGACUUGCUGGAGCUGGAUGGCAGGACACACAGACGGAGGCGUGCCUUCGGCAGUGGAGAAGUGCGGUUAGUCUACAAGGAAGCCGGCAGCUUUGAGGAUGAAUCGUCACCUCCUGAAAUUGAUAUAAUACCCUCUGCUAAACAGCUACGACAGCUGUCAGAUAGAGAGAGUCUACUUUUCAAAACUAGACUGUGGGCCAAAACUGCUUUAGAAGACACACUUGAGAACUAUGCAGCUUUUCGUGAGGAGGAAGCUGCUCGGGAAGAGGCUGAAAGGAUCAGGGAGAGAGGGGAGUAUAACUCAGUUGGUUCAGAUGAGAUGCAGUAUUCCUUUGGCUCUGAGGAGGAAUUAGAUGACCUGACAUUCACUGAGGGAGAUACUUGCUAUGAAUAUGAAAGUUAUUACUACCCUGGCAAGUAUAUGCCGCCUUAUGGAGAAGACUUUUCAAGUAAAGGGAGGUCAAGUCAUGGACAAGAUCCUAUGUUGUCGCCGGUGAAGGAACCAGGUGAAGAAUAUAUAGAUCCAAUGGAUGAACUAAAGAGUUUAGUUCACUCAGUGUCGGAAUACUUGGCUGUAAAAGAAGAGGAGAUCAGCAACUACGAAUCAAUGCCUAAACCAGUUAGACGAAAACUCCCAGCACUGCCAACUGAUGCUAAAGUUGUGCAACCUAAAGAGAGUAGUAAUGACGAUGUCAAAGUUGAUACUAAGGAGGAUAGUGCUGUUGAACAGGGCAUAGCUGGAGUAAAGAAUGCAAUGAGUUCAUUGUUUAGUACAAUAACAGGAUCAAAGCCUGCCACUGAGGGAGAUGCUACUGGUACAACUUCAUCUCCCCAACCAACCCAAGCAGACUCUGGUAUUUCAAAACUUCUCUCUUUGAUCCCCAAAGCGAAUAAUGAAGUCACAGAAACCUCUGGUGCUACUGCCACAGAACCACCUACCUCUCAAUCAUCACCCCAACCUGAGUCGGGCAUUUCAAAGCUGCUUUCAUUUAUUCCCAAAAGUGGUGGUACUUCCCCACCCGUAGCUAUAGUUCCACCUGCCUCUCAGGAACCCACAUCAGAAAAAAAGUUUUCCCUUCAGUCUCUUUUGCCAUUUCAAUCUUCCGAAUCCAACCAGCAAGCUGACGCCAGUCAGACGGCGACACUUAGUACAGAUUCACAAGGAAGCGGUUCUAAACAAGCUACAUCUGGUUUUGAAUCCAUGUUAGGAAGACUUAGUCCUUUGAGACUUUUUUCUAGUGCACCACCAUCUAGAGACCCAUCACCUCAGCCAUCAGAGCAAAGAAGUGCAUCUGCUCCAAUCAAUGACUCCCAGCAAGGGCCUGUAAACAAAACGGUGAGUACUAUUAGAGAGGGAUCACAAACAGACCGGCAAUUAUCAGGUGAAAUGAGAACUGGCUCUGGCAGUGGAUCAGUUGAUCUUUUGUCAGAUACAGGAAGUGGAUCAAUCGAGCUUUUCCAAGAAACUGGUAGUGGGUCAGUAGAGCUUCUUCCAGAGACAGAGUCCUCUGGUGAACUACCUGAUGUUCAGCAAAGAAAAUCUUCACCAGUACCUGAACCAAAACCUGAAAGCAGUUCAGAGGAAGCAGGAUUUUUCAGUCCUUUUAAAAAGUCUCUUUCUUCACUAAUGUCAACAACUCCUCCAGAAAGUUCCCAGCAGAGUGACACCAAGCCUGCAGAUGAGUCAUUUUUAGGUACCAAACUCAAACUUCCAUUUUUCUCAGAAAAUAUUUCCGCAACAACAGCCCCACCAAAGGCAGAAGGGGGCAUGCUAUCAGGGAUUCUUAAGUUUGCAUCUGGUGAAGAUGCCAGUGCCACGCCAAAGAGUCCAACCCCAACCCCUACAAGAACACCCUCUCCAAGUCGUGCAGCACUUCUUGAAAGUUUACCCAAAGGAAACACAGAAACUGGGUGGUUUUCAAACCUUUUUAAAGUAACCCCAAAUGAACCAGCUAAGGAACCCAUGAAGCAACAAAUGACUCCCACCGUGAUAUUAACCAAACCUACUGACCAAACUGAACAAAUAGUGUCUGAUAUCACAGAGGGCACCGUUUGCAAAACAGAACCUUUGUGCCAAGAGCAAAUGUCAUCUGAAAAAGAUUCCCAGUCCAAGCUAGAUGUUCAGUCUGAAUCAACUGCGAGAUCUAAAAAUCAAAGUCCUCCCAAAUCUGUGGAACAAGAUGAAUCGCAACCAGAAGCCUCACAGACUCAAGGAUUUCUUUCUGGAUUGUUGAAACUUGGAUCAACUGAUUCUGAUUCUUCUGUAAUGAAAAUUGAAGGAGGAAACACUCAGUCUCAACAGGGUGGGCUGUUCUCAGGUCUAUUUUCACCACCUUCCCAGUCUUCUCCCCAAACACAGCAAACGUCUGCCACACAACAGUCAGGAGGACUGUUGUCUGGAUUUUUAAAAUUUGCCUCUGAUGUCUCUGCUUCUACGAAUCAGUCCUCAUCCACGUUACCAGGAGGACAAUCUAGUCAAAUUUCAACUCCAAAGCAAGAACAGCCUACUUCUGCUCAGCCAUCAUCUGUAGGACUGUUAUCUGGGAUCUUAAAAAAAGCCACAGACACAGUGUCUGGGUCUCAACCAAAUCUUGCUAGCCAUGAGUUACAACCAGAAGUGGCUGACCAUAAAGCAAAAAUGGAAGGAUCUGAUCAAAACUUGAGCCAAGGGAUGACUCCUACUCAGUCAGCAGGGAUUUUGUCAGGAGGGACUCCAUCUGACUCACAGCUAAAACAGCCUGCAGCCUCAGACCAGAAACCGAGCAAACAGACAGACCAAACACCACCCAAACCACCUCCAACAGAAACAGGAACAACACCACAACCUAGUGGAUUGUUUGGAGGUUUGCUAAAAUUCCCAGAAACUGGUUCCCAGCAAGAACAUCCUCCUCAGCAAGGUGGCUUCCUCUCUGGUCUUUUUGGAAUGGGAGCUCAAGACUCUGCUCCAGCUAACCAAACCCAGCACUCACAAAACCAGUCGCGGACUGUCAAACCUGGGAACCAGCCCAUUCAGCAACCCACCAAUAGGCAAAACCUACAACGGCAAAACCAACUCCCACCACAGCAACCCCCCAGUAGUCCUGCAGGGAUGCUCAGUGGAUUAUUUAGCAAAAUUACAGAUGCAGCUACUCCACAGUCUACAGUGGGGAGUCAACCUGAACAGCAACAAGCACAAAGACCAGGGCCUAACAUUACUCAACAAGCAUCUAGUCAACAGGGAGGCUUUUUCUCUGGGUUAUUUUCAACAGGUCCUACUCCUCCACCUCAGCAACAGCCACCUGUCAGUAGAAACCAACAGCAACCACAACAAGGUAACAGACAACCUCUCCGGAGACAAAACCAAAUACCUCAGCAAAGUGCUGCCUCUGCACCAGAGCUACAACAGGGGGGACUAUUGUCAGGGCUUUUUAAUAAAUUGGCUGCUAGUGAUAAUGCACCACAACAGCCCACCCCACAGACUGCAUCUCAACAAGGCAAUAAAUCAAAUUUAGCUGGACCCAGCCAACCUGUAGGUCAACAGUCAUCUCAAACAGGUCAGCAAGGAGGAUUUUUGUCUGGUCUGUUCAGUCAAACAUCACCUCAGCAACAACAGCAGCAGCAAUCUGGUAAAACAGGCUCUCAACAAACUGGAACUCAGCAGCCGAGUCAAAGUGGAGGCUUGCUCUCAGGUUUUCUUAAGCUUGCAUCCGUUGACAGCGCACCACAGGAACAACCGUCACCUCAACCUGUACAGGGAGGUCAGCCAUCUGAUAAGCCUGGACAAACUCCAGCUCAAUCUGAAUCAGGGGGAUUAUUCUCUGGCAUUUUAAACAAAAUUUCAGGUACUGUGGAACAGUCGCCACCCCCACCUGCUGAUCAGAAAAUACAGGAACCAAAGCAGCCACAUACAGGACAGGGCCGACCUCAGAUUCAGAGAACUAAACCUGUAGAAAUGCAUUCCUCCCAAGAUGUGGGAGAUAAAGAUAAGGACUUAAAAAGUACAUCUCAAAAAGGUUUUCUCAAAAGCCUUUUUAGUGCCACUGAGGAAUCACCAUCAAAAACACAGCAGCCAUCUACUCCUCAACUUGGAAAGGAAGAACAAAAAACCAGCGCAAGUAGCAGGUCUCCUAGUCUGUUAUCAAGUAUUUUAAAAACGGGCACCAAUGACAGUACUUCUGCUCCUGGAAAGGAAAAUGAAAAAGGCUGCUUCGAUCAUUUACUACCAAAGAGUAAGGUGGAUAUCCAUUCAAGUACAGCAACUCUAACGAGUGGCAGUCCAGUCACUUCCACUGUUGAGACUUGUAAAGAAGCCACACAUUCUCAGGGCUUGCAAGAUCCUACAAUUUCUCCAACGCGACGUUAUCUUGAGGAAAUACAACGUCUCUUGUAUGGAACAGCAGAUGAGUAUGGUUACAAGGAUCUUUUAUACAACUUUACAGAGCAUGGUGUUAUUCCACCAGACCUCUAUGAGCAUCAGUGUCUUAUUGAAGCUCUUUUGUGGCAACAACUCAAUGAUUAUAUCCUUGCUGAAUCCCUUGCAACUCAAGUCCAGGAAGGCUACCAAACAUACCAAGGGCAUAUGGCUCCUACAGUUAGACCACCUCAAUGGGAGAAUCAAACAUGUUUGAAACCUAAAGAAAUGGACAUUAGUGGCUUUAAUGUACCCUCACAUCCUUGGAGGGAUUCUGCUGCCCAGCUUUUUGGAAGCAGAAAUCGUUUCCUUGAGCCAGGUGAAGAUGUUAUUCUGUUUGACAUGAGCUGCAGAGAUAACAAAUCCUGGAGUAGCUGUGACCAAUUGAAUAAUCUUGCUGGAAAUGCUAAACCUUGGAUCGUUAGAGGCAGUGCGCUGAAUCUGUCUACGGAAAAAACAAAGACCCAGUUAAGUAGAUGCCAGUCGCUCACUGAAUGCAGAGGACAGGAAUUUAGCAAAAUGGUGGAAGAAACUACUGUUAGUCAUUUAAAAGAUAAAGACUUUGAUUUGAAAUCAGCAACUGAGUUUUUAAAACAACUUGCCACAAAAAAGGGUCCAAUGGAUUUAAGACGUGGUGCCCUGGAUUUAAGCAGAUCUGCAGGCAUUACAGGAGAUGCAGAAGAACAAAUGCUAUUUAAGGACUCUGAGUGGUAUCAACAAUGGCUUUUACUAUUGGAACAAGGGCUGUGGUGGCCAGCUGAGGCUGGGGACUGUGGAUAUUAUGUCUAUACAAAUGAGGAUUACAUUUAUUCUCUUUUAACUGACAGAGCUGGUAAACAUCUCUAUGCCUGUGCUACACCGGAGGAUGUACAAGCUCUUGGAAAUAUCACUGAAAAUAUUGCUAAAAUUCUGAAACAAAAAGAAAGGGAUAAAGUUACCCUUUGUGGUUUUAAAAUCCCCUUUUACACUGAAAAUGAAGGCUUCUGGAUUCAAGGUGACCAGCAGAAUGGGUUAGUUCUUUCUGAUGCUCCUGUGAACCUAACCUCUGCACUCAAAAAGGGUGAGAAAAUAAUGAACAUGAAUUUGGAAAGCUUUUCUCAAAUGUUUCAGGAAUCGCUAUCUUCCCAAGCAGAACAACCUGUAGACUUUUCUGUGUACAAGCUAAAAAAGAUCAAUGUAGAAUCGUUACAAAAUACUCAUGACCAUCAAGAGGAACCAAUAGAGGCCGCUGAUAUGACUUUAAAGUCACUGAAAGGUGGACAUGGAGGGCCAUAUUGGAAGAAUCAGGCAAUAGCAGAUGUAAAUACAACCUCAUCAGCACAUUCUCCAAGGUAUCGUUCAACACAAAUCUUUCCAAAUAGAUACUCCCAAAUUCCUGAAAUCAGGAUUGCACCUGCAGAGGAUGUACUUGCAGAACCACCAAGACAAAAGUCAAGCUCUAUAGUUUCAGCUGCUGGAGAAGCUGUUAAAAGGCCUUCCAAGACUGAUACAAGUAAAACUAGAAUACAGUCAUCAACACCUGCUACAUCACCACCAGUGUCUAACAAGGUUUCAGAGACAUCAAGGAUUCUUUCAGGGAGCCCAUCAGCUCAAAAAAUACCAGGACCUGUGUAUUCAGGAAGGAAACUCCCGACACCACCAGCUGUUAGUACAGGUGUCAGCUCUGCAGCAUCUCCAUCACAGGCAGUUUCUAUUAAGAUUUCAUCCACGACAUCUACCUCAACUGUACCUUCAGUUUCACCACAGCGACAUAGGCUUGCAAGACAGCCCUCUCAAGCAGAGAGACCCAGAGUAUUAUCACAACCAAAUCAAAUCACAGUCACUGGGAUGUCUAGCAUUAGCAAGGUGAACAGUUCUUUAGCAACUGAUGAAAGUGCUUCCCUGUCUCAAAAUCAACCACAAAAAUCCUCUCAGCAACUUACACCCCAGUUACAUAUUUUAAAUGACAGCUCGGAUACAUACAGUGAAGCUUACCUUUACAAUAGAAAUCGGACAUCACUUUUAACCACUGCCAGCUCUCAAAUAUGCAAUAAAGUCAUAGACUGUUCUGCCACAAUGAAACAAAUCAAAAAUGUCAAACAAAAAGGUGCAACCGAUGACAUUGUAAAGUCUGCACAGAGAAUUGAAGUUGUUGACUUCACAAAGUACAAGUUAAAAAGAUUCAAAGAGAAACAGUCCAUUGAUACUCAGGCGAACACUAACUUGACUGGCCAGACUACCAUUGCUGUAGAUCUUACCAAACAAACUGAGGAAGAUGAAGUUGAAUGGCCUGAUUCAGAAUAUGGCACUAUGAACACAUUACAGCAAAGUCCAACAUGUUCUCAGACUGAUCACAGGCAUGCUGAUCCUCACAAGAAAUCAGAGAGAAGAUUGUCCAGGCCAGAAGUUACAACCAGCCAUGUAACUUCUGUAGUUCAUAUCCAAAAGCUCCCAGGCUCUCAGAGUACCCAUAUAAUGACUGAGACAAACUGCACUAAAGUUGAAGCAGGCAAUUCACCCAAGCCGUCUUCUACCUCUAAAUUGUCAGCGAGUUCUCACAGUAGUGUUAGCUCUUCAGUUACUGAUGUUUCUAGUAAAGCCUCUGGCCUCAAUAGUGAUCUUAAACAAACUGCAAAAAUGAAAUCAGCACAACCUGUAUGUACCUCACCACUAUUAAGCCCAAUUUUCAGAAAACAAGUAGCUACUCAGGAACCACAACCAAAUUGCUCUGUUGGUGUGGGCCUGCAAAUGCAGCAGAGCCCACAGAUAUCCACAACUCCUCCUUAUCAGUCUAAUGGAACAGCUGAGCAAUCUCAGAAGAACAGUUCACCAGCAAACUCAAUUAAACCUACAUUAGAUAUGUCUAAAAAGAAAACAAUCCAGCAGACUCAGCAAACUGUUGUGCCAACUGUUCCUAUCUGUGAGGCACUGCCACUGACAAAGAGAAAAACAUUACCUUCUGAAAAGACGGACAAAAGUCUCAGUUGUCACGAAUCCAUUGACUUGUCAAAUAAGGCAGAAUUUCAAGAGCCAACGGAACAAACAAUAGAGUAUACUAAUUACGUUCCUGUUGAGAAAAAGCUUCCUCUUACUGUUGGAACGAUUCAAAUAAGAUCUUCUAACACAAAAGAGGAGACUUCAUGUGGUGAUAGGAGGAUAUCAUUACCAAGGCAGCGACCUCUUCUUGGACAGUUUACAGAAUCUCUUGAAACUGGCAAAACACUCUGUCAAGCCACAGCACCAGCCAAUGCAGUUAAGGCCACACUAGACAUGACUUCUAAAUCUUCUGCCAAAUUUAAGGAGGCACAUCUAGAAGUGGGAACAAAUGAUACUCUUUCUGAAGCUCUACCACUAACAAGAAGCAAGCCAAGUGCACAUGAAUUUGUACGAAAUAAUUCUGUUGGCAUACCAUUAGUUGUUGAUAACCCAUCUGAAGUACCUCUUGGUAACAUAAGAAGUUCAAAUGCAAAUGCCCAGCAAACAGCUAUGAAUAAGCUUCAAACUCACUCAGGUUCUAUUCUGUGUCAACAACCAUGGCACAGAAAAUCUGAGGCCUUUCUCCAUUCAAAUCAGAUAACUUCACAGCUAUCAGUCAUUACCCAAAUGAAAUCACCUGCUACAUCUCCAGCAAACUCUAUUAAAAGCACAAUCGAUAUGUCAACAAAGACAGGUAAAUCAGAUGCGAUGGUAAACUAUUCAGAUCCAGUAUCACUGGUAAGGAUAAGACCGUCAGGCUUUUCAUAUUCACAAGGGGAUUCUGUUGGUGUACCACUAAUUGUGGAAACCCACCUAUCUCAGAUACAAACUAAAAGGCAGCCAACAGUGGCUGGCUCACAGGUGCCAAUACAACAAGGAUAUGUUCAAAGUGGAUGUCAAGAAAUAUCUGCACCUGCUAAUUCUAUCAAAAGCUACCUAGACAUGUCUCCAAAACCACAGGAGAAAUGGUCUGAAACAGUGCCUGAUACCUUGUCAACUGGAGUUGUUCCACUGAUCAAAAACAAGGCAAAUAUGAUAAGAAAUGGUUCUGUUGGUGUACCACUUAUAGUGACACAAUCUGCAAAUCAACAAGGAAGACAAGUUUUGAGUAGAAUCAGCAAAACUGAGAGAUUGCACACAAAUAUAUUUCCCUACCAAUGUAAUGAUGUAUUUUCUGGGCCAAAUGCCAUCUCUAAGGACAUGUGGCAACAAAAUAAACCAGUGAACUUCUCAGCAAAAGACAGCCUAAAGCCUAGUGCUUUAAGUAAUCAAAUUGAGCCAAAAGCUGAAGAGCCCAUGAACUUUUCAAAUGUUAAAGCAAAAAAAGAAAUGUUUGAAAGAAGGAAAACCGAAAGGCCGUUAGAAAGGGAAACACCAGAUGGUAUUGUGAACCUAACUGUAGAUCUUCAAAACAAAAUCACAGUUGUUAGAGAUCAAAAUACAAAGGAUUUUUCUUCUUCUUAUAUUUCGUCACAAUCUCAAAAUGGUAUCUACUGUCACCAACCAUACACACCUGCAGCCAGUACUGAAGAUAUCAGAGAAGAUACUCAGAAGCCUUUGCAAUACAGGGAAUAUUUACCUGAUAAAAACUCUACCAUCCAACCUGGAAUAAAUUCUAGAUGGCAGUUGGGAACAGGAAUAAACUCUGAGUCAUUGACUACUUCAGUGUUAUCUCCUGUACCUGUUCAAAUGAAGACACAGCCUCCUCAGGCUAUAGAGGAACCCAAGAGAUCUUCACUAAACAAUGCAUAUCAACCGAUCAGUUGUGCAAAUGUUGAUUACAAAAAACAUGAUCCACUGUCUCAGCAGCAGCAAACCCAACAUUCAGCUGUGCAACAGCAAUAUCAACAUUCUGGUGCUAAAGCUGGUUGGACUCCAGCAAUUAUUACAUCUCAGCCAAUACCUUUAAAGGUGGAAAGACAUGAUCCAAGUGUUCAGUUUGACAUUUUAUCUAGACCCCAAAUUCUUAUUAAGCAGGCAACUGUGGACAGCUAUGAGAGCACUGAGGAAAUCCUGCCAAACAGUGAAAUAGUAUCAAGUAAUGGACAUGCAUUGCCUUCUGCAUCUACCCAUCAACUGUAUGGUACAAUCCAAAAUGAUCCCACCACACACAAUGUUCAUAAUCUUUCACUUAGUCAGCAACCAGAUGGUAGGCCUAGACCUGAACCUUCUCCACAGUCUUCUGGCAUACAACCUGUACAAAGUAUGGCAACAGAAGAUUUUUCAAAAGGACCUCUUGAACUGUCAAAACAUUCUAGUCAAUACCAAACCCCUGUCACUUAUAAGCAGUAUUCCACACCAACCGUACCUUUAAAAGUAAGCACAUCUGUAUCCCAACCAUCCACAAAAUGUGAUCCACUACCUGUACAACCAUUAAAGAGCAACUUUCCUAACCAGAACUUUGGGGCUGAAUUGCAACAACCAGAGGCAUCUGUGACAGGAUCUCUUGAACUAUCAAAACAGUAUACUCAAACCCAAACACAUGUCACUGUCCAACAAUAUUCCACACCAACUGAAUCUUUGAACAUUAGCACAUCUAUAUCCCAACAGUCUACAAAAUGUGAUCCUGUGCGUACACAACCAUUAAAGAUUAGCUUUCCUAACCAAGACUUUGGGGCUCAAUUGCAACAACCAGAGGUAUCUGUGACAGCAGCAAGGUCUACCUCUGUUAAGGGUUUGAUUUCAUUAUUCAGCGGUGCUGGAUCGCAACCAUCUGCCAGUACAAUGCCAGCUGCUGCUCCGUCCCACCAGCUUAUGUCUACAUCCGAGGACCAAAGGACGCAAUUUACUGGAACACAGGUGACAGCUGAUAUUAAACAGACCACCCCCCCAGUAACCCCUGCUGGGCUUCAAGAAAAAACUGCUUUAAGCUCACAAAGUCUUAUUGUGUCAAGUUCUCUGCCUGUUACUGACCAAGCUAACUUUGGUUCUAGAUUGACCAGUGAAAAUAAUGACAUAUCAAACAGGAAAGAAAUUACCUAUCCAGUUACACAAACAAAAUCCUUUGAGGACUCUAGAUCAGUGGUGGUUAAAGAUAAAGUAACUUCUUCCUUUUCAUCUGAAUCAACAAAGGAUCAAUCUGCAGCCCUACGGACAGAGCUGGAUCCGACCCAAUCACUAAUAAGCAAAUCUGAACAUAGAAACAACGAUUCCAUUUUAAGUGAUAUAAGCUCUGAAACGUCACCAGUGAUACUGCCUAUGGUUUCCAACAUCAGUGAGUUGCCAGUACAUGGUUUGCCUUCAUCUCUUUCUCAAGAAUAUCAGCAACCACCGUCAAUGCUAAAUGCAAUCCCAGAGAAAGAAACACAAGAUAAAGAAAGGCCUUUUCCUGAAAAGGUACUAACAAAGCCAUCAGAUACCAUGCCACCCAAGGGAAUUCUGAGUUUUGACAGUUCAGCAGAACCUUCGCAAACACUGUCAGAAGUUAUAUCAGAAGCAGGUGGCAAAGAGGGUUCUGUCAUCACGGAUAAAAUGUUUGUACCAGAAUCAGACAUAUCUAUGCAUGAGAUUCUAGAGCAUUCCAAACAAACUGUAGCCACAGAGUCUUCCGAUGGCAAUACUGAGUGUGGUGAAAAUUCUUUGUCUAAUGGAUCACAGGAUAAAAGUCAACAUCAAAAGUCAAUUUACAUUGGCAUUGGCUCUGAAAUACCUGAGACACAAAUUGAACCAGGUGACCAAAAACCUUAUAUCAGGCUGCCCCAUAUUUUUGUCUCGGCAGCAAGUUCACCAGAAGAAGAGACAAAUGAGCAUGAAUUUAGUGAAUGUAGCACGCCUGAAAUCCCAGAGGCCAGUGUUUCUAAAGAAACUGCUCCCGAUGCAGAAUGUAAAGAUUCUUUACCUGACUAUUCUGUUUCAGAGUCUGAGAUAUCUAAGGAGGCUAGAGCUACAGAAAUAUGUAGCACAGAGCUAUCCACUGAAUUAGAACAAAUCAAGACCUCUUCACCAGAAAUGCCACUUAUACUGACUGCAGAAAGUAGUACUCUUGCAGAGAGAGACUCACAGCACAUCAUGACUGAAAAAUGUUCAACUACAGAUGAUGUGCUCUCUAGAGCUGAAGGAAUAUCAGAGAGUACUGAAGCCAACGAGCCACAAACUGAACUGACUUCCAAGGAUGCAAAAUUAUCAGUUCCAGACAAUACAACACUUGAUGUGGUUGAACAACUCGGUGAUCUGGCUGGCCAGGUUGGCAAUACAACUUCAGUAAUAAAAUCCUCCAAUGCUCCUGAAACACUUGACGCUCUAGCUAAUAAGAGGGAGAGCACAUCUUCAGAAAUCGUACUGUCUGAAGGAGUACAGUCACAUGAAAAUGUGUCACCAGAAGAAUUACCCUCAGUCUCAGAUGCAAAAUUGCCUGAAAAAGUCCAACCACUUUAUGACGAAACUCAAAAGGAUGUCUCCUUGUCUGAACCUAAGCCCAGUCCUGUCAAACCUCUCACAGAGGAAAUAAUAGUUUCCAAGGAGGACAGUUCUGCUGGCAAGGUUGAUCAACCUGAGGAUGAACAAGCAGGUAAAGGAUUAUUUUCUUUAUUUAGUGGCUCUACUCCAAACUCACAGCAGACUUCCUCCCCUGGUAUAUCAUUACUUGGUGGUAUUCUUCCUGGCUCAUCUGCCAAAGACGCUCCUGGGACAGGAUUGCUUUCAAUGUUUGGUGGGUCAAGUACCCCAUCUUCACCUGGAUCCAAAGAAACAACACCAACGCCACAAGAGCCACAGGGAAAAGGUUUAUUCUCCAUGUUUGGUGGAGCCAGUAGUCAAGCAUCACCUGCUCCAAGAGGUCCAACUGUUGGAAGUGUGCGACCUAGAGGUCCUCCACCCAAAGAACCUCCAGGAAAGGGUCUGUUUUCCAUGUUUGGUUCAUCUGCACCUCAGCAACCACCCAGUCCCAGAGGUCAACCUAUGGGUAGUGCUACACCAAGGGCACCUUCUACUGGAUCUUCUAUAUUUGGUGGCAUACUCCCUGGUUCUACUACAAAUAAAGAAACCCCUGGAGCAGGUUUGUUUUCAAAGUUUGGUGGUCUUGGUGCCCAGUCUCAAACUAGUCCUAGAGUACGCCCACCUGGGCCAACUGUUACACCACCAAGACCCAGCAGUUCAGAGAUAACAGGAAAAGGACUGUUUUCGAUGUUUGGUGGACAAAGCCAACAAGCAUCAGAAGCACAAUUACCAGUUUCUAAACCACCUGAAUCAGAAGGUUUCAAAGUUUCCUCUGUUUUUUCACUUGGUGGGAGUUCUGAUAGUAACAAAUCUAAAACUGGGUUUGGUCUUUUUGGGAUGUCUUUCUUGGAGGAAACCAAACCCGAACAAGAAACAACUGCUUUUGUAAAGGAAGAGAUUGUUUCAGAACUAGUCAAACCUCCAGACACAAAGGAUAACUUGGAAGAAGGAAAGAAUGACCACGUUGAGAAGAUAAAAAGUGUCUCUCCAGAGCCUCUUUCUGUAUCAUCAGAUAAGGAGGAAAUUGCCUCAGAACAAGUGAAACCUCAAGGCACAAAGGAUGACUCAGAACAAGAAAGGAGUGACUGUGUUGAGAACAAAAAAAUUAUAUCCCCAGAGCUUCUUUCUACAUCGUCAAUUCGGAUGGAAUCUCAAAUAGAACAGGCAUGCCAAGAUGUCAAAGACUCAACUGCAGACAUCGAUCAAAAUGUUACGAAAAUGUCUGUUCCCUCGACAGAUCGAGAUAUAGAAAAUAAAACCACAAUACAACAGAAAUUGCCCUUUGAUGAAAACGCAUCAGACACGGUUAAAGCUUCCACUGUGGACACUCAUGUCACGACUUCUAAAGAGACACUUGUGGAGGCUGAAAAACAAGUUUGUCAGGCAGAGUCAGAAACUGAAAAAGAAAAUAAAGAGAUAAAAGACAGCGUAGAUGUUGAGAGAAAAUUUGCAGAAUCAGAACUUGAUAGCUUGAAAGACGAAAGUAAGUCCACAGGUGCCGAAGCAGAGACAGCUGAUAUCAAAAGUCUUUCAGAGAAAAAUGACACUAUGCAAAUGGCAUUGCAAGUUUCUAGUGAGUCUACCGACAAGAACCCAAGUUCAAAUAAAGUUGAAGAUAAGGCUGUUACUAAUGCAGAGCUAGCAAUUUCAGAGAUUGAAAAACCAAGUGAGGAGCUACUGAAGGUUGCUGAUGAAGAUGAAACUAGUGUUACAGGUAUAGAAAAAACAUCUGAGGAGGCUUUGAAAGUUGCUGCAGAAAAAAAGACAGUAGUUGCAGAUGUAGAAAAGCUAACUGAAGAGCCUUUGAAAGUUGACAGCUUUGAACAAAAAGCUGUUCUGGAAAUAGAAGAAUCAACUGAGCACACUUCAGAAGAUGCUAGUGAAGAAAAUACAGUAAAGGCAAUUAUAGAAAAAUUAACUAGUGAGCUGGAAAAAGUUGCUGAUGAACAAAAGGUAAUGACAGAUGAGGAAAAAUCCACUGAACAUACCAAUGUAGUUGAUUCUGUGGUACAAAAACCAGAAACAGUUACUGCAGAGUCUGUAGUUACUGCAGUUUCAGAUUCUGAAAAAGCUGUCCAAGAAGACUCAAAAAUCGCAUCUAGUGAGACAAUAAAAGAAAUAACUGAGGCAGAAUUAGAGCAUGCUACUACAGAACCUGCAGAAAAGGUAUCUGAAAGUUCACCUUUGGCAGGAGUGGCCUCUUCAACAAAUGAAGAAAAAACCAUUGGUACCAACUCAAUUCCACCUCUUGCUCCUUCAACUCCUCCACCACAACAACAACCUAGGCCGGGUAUGACCAGGCCUCUUGGUCCACAAGUCCAAAGAAUGGGAGUACCAAGAAUGGGUGGGCCGCGAAUGGGAGCACCACGAAUGAGUGGGCCAAGAAUGGCUGGUCCAAGACAGCCAGGGCCACAAAAGCCACCUGAACCAGCUCCAUUUUCUGGGUUUAUGUCUAUGUUCUCUGCCCCAAAUACACAAAGUAAAUCACCAACUGUUGGUGGAUUUUUUUCAAGUUCAGCUGCCUCACUUUUUGGUUCAUCACCUGCGUCUCGUCAGCCACCACCACAACCGCAACAGCAACAUCAACAGCAACAGCAACAGCAACAACAGAAAAGCUCAUUUUUUGGCCUUCCAAGUAGUAUUGCUUCAGAAUCUCUUACAAGUGACUUACUUGGUAUGUUCAAAGGUCCCGAGACAACAAAACCUGAGGAAACUCAACAGUCUGGUACACAGUGUAGACCUGAUGAGCUUUCUGCUAAUGUGACAGACUGUGCAAUCACUGAAAAACCAGAGAUACCUUUAUCUGAAGAUGGACAUGUCAAGAGCACAGAAUCUGAACUUCCUGAAAAAGGUUUGGUGAAGGAGACGGAACAAAAAGAAACGGAAGCAGAAGGAAAUUCUCUCACUGAAUCUAUUAUUCAAACUACUGAGAAACAAUCAGGGGAUGAUGAACAUGUAGAGCAUUCAGAAGGGCCAGUUACUGCAGUGUCUGACAAAGCAGCACCACCCACAGCUCCAGAAAACAAGGGCAUCUUUGAAAUUCCAGGUCUCACUGCCCCAAAAUUAGGCUUUUUGUCUGUAGCUGCUGAAGGUACAUCAUCGAUUGGAUCCCUUUUCUCCACCUCAACAUCUCCAGCCACUGCUUCAAAGGCACCUCAGACACAACAAACUGAUGGUGGUCUAUUUUCUGGUUUUAAAAGCCUUUCAGCUGGUAUUUUCCAUGAUGAAAAGUCAACUGGAAAGGAGGAAGCAUCCGUUUCAUCUGUGUUCGGCAUGAAACUUACCUCAAUGUUUGGUAACUCUGACUCUCCCAGACCUGAAUCCACCCCUCCUGUGGUCAGCGUAGAGCCUCAGUCUGAAACUCCAAAACCUACUGAAUGUGAGGAUCCAGAACCUGAUAAACCUUCCCCAGGUUCUGGAGAAACUGAAAGUGAAGAUGGCAGUGAUACAGAAGGACCAACAGAAACUUCAAAAACAGGAAGCUGUGACAGCUUAGCACAGUCACCUCUGUCUGGUGUUCCUUCGCACUCUGUUUCCCAAAUAGAAAGUUUAGAUACACCUCAGUUAAUGGGCACCCCAUGUGAGUUAGAUAAGAGUGAAGUAAACGCACCUGAUGUCGUGCAUGCAGAACUGGAAAUGGAUCAACCAAAGGAACAGUUAACGAAGGAAGCUAUGAAAAGCCCUCCAGACAGCAGCCACUUUGAUUCGUCAGGCAACCUCAGCCCAGUCAGCUCUCAGCUGAGCUCUGAGCCUGAAGAGCGCCGACAUGUAGAGUCCUGCCACCCCAGUAAGCCUCGCCCUCCUCUCCAAAACCAGCCGUCCAACUGGAACAAGGAAGAAGAGGACGAUGCUGAAAAGGAUGUGCAUGCACUGCCAGAGCCUGGUUCUAAGAAAGAUUUAAAGGACUCUUCAGACAUCCUUCCUAAACCAACCUUGGACAACUGCGAUAACAAGAGACAGACAAAUGGUCUCUUCGUAGAUGGCCCUCCACCCUGCUCUCCGUCCAAAGUUCGCUGGCUGAAAGCCUACAACAAAGUGAGAGUGAAACUGCACGAGAGCCGAGAUCAAGAUGGUGACCUCAGCAAGCACCCGUGGGCCAAGCCAGGGGGGAACACACCGUUUGGCAUUGACAGCAUGCCAGAUCUCCGCAAGAGAAGGCCCAUUCCCCUCGUUAGUGAGCUGGCUAUGUCUAUGCUACAGUCCAGGAAAGCUGGACUCGCCCACACACUGGCCACACGGACCUCCCUGAAAGACGAAGAGCUUAAAAACCACGUAUACAAGAAGACCCUGCAGGCUCUCAUCUACCCCAUCUCCUGCACCACGCCGCACAAUUUUGAAGUGUGGACCGCCACCACACCCACUUACUGCUACGAGUGCGAGGGUCUGCUGUGGGGCAUCGCCCGGCAGGGAAUGCGCUGUGCAGAGUGUGGGGUCAAAGUGCAUGAGAAAUGCCAAGAGCUGCUAAACGCUGACUGCCUGCAAAGAGCGGCCGAGAAGAGCUCCAAGACCGGGGCAGAGGACCGGACGCAGCACAUCAUCAUGGCCAUGAAAGACCGGAUGAAAAUCCGCGAGAGGAACAAGCCAGAGAUCUUUGAGGAGAUCCGUAAAGUGUUCAACGUCUCCAAGAUGGUCCACACCCAGAACAUGAAGAACAUUAAGCAGAGUGUGCUGGAUGGCACUUCCAAGUGGUCAGCCAAGAUCACCAUCAAUGUCGUCAGUGCGCAGGGUCUCCAGGCCAAGGACAGGACAGGUUCCAGUGAUCCUUAUGUGACCAUCCAAGUGGGUAAAACCAAGAAGAGAACAAAGACAAUCUACGGCAACCUGAACCCAGUCUGGGAGGAAAAGUUCAGCUUCGAGUGCCACAACUCAUCAGACCGGAUCAAGCUGCGGGUUUGGGACGAGGAUGAUGACAUCAAGUCGCGAGUGAAGCAGCGUCUGAAGAGGGAGUCGGACGACUUCCUGGGACAGAGCAUCAUUGAGGUCCGAACGCUCAGUGGAGAGAUGGACGUGUGGUAUACCCUGGAAAAGAGGACAGACAAGUCGGCGGUGUCUGGUGCCAUCCGUCUUCAGAUCAGCGUGGAGAUUGAGGGAGAGGAGAAGGUGGCGCCCUACCACGUGCAGUACAUGUGCCUUCAUGAGAAUACGUUUCACUUUACGACGGAUGUUGAGGGAGGCGGCGCGGUGAAGAUCCCAGCUGCUCAGGGAGACGACGCGUGGAAGGUUUACUUUGAUGAAGUGCAACAGGAAAUUGUGGAUGAGUUUGCGAUGCGUUACGGCGUUGAGUCCAUCUUCCAGGCCAUGACCCAAUUCUCUUGCCUGUCCUCUAAGUACAUGCUGUCAGGGGUGCCGGCAGUGAUGAGCACCCUGCUGGCCAACAUCAAUGCCUUCUACGCCCACCCCACCGCCUCCACCAAUGUCUCUGCUCCAGCCAGAUUUGCAGCCUCCAACUUCGGGAAAGAACGUUUUGUGAAGCUCCUGGAUCAGCUGCACAACUCCCUGCGUAUCGAUCUCUCCAUGUACAGAAAUAACUUCCCAGCCAGCAGCAAGGCUCGCCUCAGUGACCUCAAAUCUACUGUGGAUCUUCUCACCAGCAUCACUUUCUUCAGAAUGAAGGUCUUGGAACUGCAGAGUCCUCCCCGUGCAGCCAACGUGGUGCGAGAUUGCGUCAAGGCCUGCCUGAACUCCACCUACGAGUAUAUCUUUAACAACUGUCUGGAGCUCUUCAACCGCCAGUUUCAACCCAAAGAGGAGAGUCAACCGGAAGAGCAGGGCCCAAGCAUCCAGAAUCUGGACUUUUGGCCUAAACUCAUCACACUCAUUGUGUCCAUCAUUGAGGAGGAUAAGAACUCGUACACACCCAUCAUUAACCAGUUUCCUCAAGAGCUCAAUGUGGGUAAAGUCAGCGCAGAGGUCAUGUGGAUGCUCUUCGCUCAAGACAUGAAAUAUGCCCUAGAGGAACAUGAGAAGCAUAAGCUCUGUAAGACUGCUGACUACAUGAACCUGCACUUUAAGGUCAAGUGGCUGUACAACGAGUACGUUAAGGAGCUGCCUGCCUUCAACGACGCUGUGCCAGAAUACCCUGCAUGGUUUCUCCAGUUUGUCCUUGCCUGGCUCGCUGAGAACGAGGAGGUAUCCAUGGAGUUUAUGCAUGGAGCGCUGGAGAGAGACAAGAGAGAAGGGUUUCAACAGACAUCUGAGCAUGCUCUGUUCUCCAGCUCGGUGGUGGACAUCUUCACUCAGCUCAAUCAGAGCUUUGAGAUUAUCAAGAAACUGGACUGUCCUGACCCCACGGUGGUGGCACAUUAUAACAGACGCUUUGCCAAGACGAUCACCAAAGUGCUCCUGCAGUACUCUGCUCUGCUGGCCAAGAGCUUUCCCUCCUACUGUGAGAAGGAGAAGAUACCGUGCGUGCUGAUGAACAACAUCCAGCAGAUGAGAGUCCUUUUGGAGAAGAUGUUUGAGUCCAUGGGAGCAAAACAGCUGGAUACUGAGGCGGCUGACAUCCUGAACGAUCUGCAGGUGAAGCUCAGCACCGUCCUGGACAAUUUCAGCACCAUGUUUGCUAAGAGUUUCCAGCCUCGCAUUAACGGCUGCAUGCGUCAGAUGGCUGAGAUUCUCUACCAGAUGAAAGGCCCCCCCAACCACAGCACCGCUGAGGCAGACGCUGACACCAUGCUGAGGCCCCUCAUGGAGUUUCUGGAUGGGAAUCUCAGUAUUUUUGCUGACAUCUGUGAGAAGACGGUGCUGAAGAGGAUCUUAAAGGAUCUGUGGAAGAUCGUCCUGAGCAGCCUGGAGAAGACCAUCGUGCUGCCUCAGAGCAAUGACAGCUUGGGAGCUCAGCUCCUCACAGCAGCUAAAGGACUUUCUAACCUCAAGGGAGGAGGUGAAGCCAAAACCCUGACGCCCAAGCAGUGCAUAAUUAUUGAUGCAAGCCUCGAGUCAAUCAAGCAAUAUUUCCACGCGGGAGGAAAUGGGCUGAAGAAGGCGUUCGUCGAGAAAAGUCCUGAACUGGCAUCGCUGCGUUACGCCCUCUCCCUCUACUCCCAGAGCACCGAUGCUCUCAUCAAGACCUUUGUCACCACACAGCACUCCCAAGUGCAUGAUGGGAUGGGCAUCAGAAUCACCGCCAAUGAGAAGAUCAGACCUGAUAGGGGUUCGGGGGUAGAUAAGCCGAUCGGAGAGGCCUUGCUGCAGAUCGACAUGCUGCUCGGCAAAGAGCGCAAGGUCAACGUCAAAGUCAUCGCGGUGAACGACAUGAAGUGGCAGACGUCUGGGAUGUUUCGGCCUUUCGUCGACGUCUCCAUGGUCGGUCCAUUCCUGGCUGACAAGAAGCGCAAGUUCACCACAAAAUCCAAGAACAACAGCUGGACGGCUAAAUUCAACGAGGCUUUCCAGUUCGUCCUGGGUAAAGAAUCCCCGGACUGCUACGAGCUGCAGGUGACGGUGAAGGAUUACUGCUUUGGACGGGCGGACCGGGUGGUCGGCGUGGCCGUCGUUCAGCUGCGCGACGUGGCCGACCGCAAGAGCUGCGUGUGCUGGUGUCCUCUUGGGCCACGCGUUCACACCGACGAGACGGGCAUGACGGUGAUGCGUAUCCUGUCCCAGCGUCCUGCUGAUGAGGUGGCCAAAGAGUUUGUCAAGCUGAAAUCGGAAACUCGCCCCGCGGAGGAAGGCAGAUGAGCCGAAACGGGCUUUACUGAAAGCGAGGUUUAGAAGCGCGGCUUUGUCUGUGAGCAGCGUUUCACCUUCAUCCUUAACUAACGGAGACCCUUCUGACUGAUGACGUACAACGAGUUUAUCAUAGUUGGAAUAAGAAAAAUGGAUUUGUUAAAAAGGGCAAAUUUUCAGGAAGAGAUCGUCUCUCAAAAUGUAAAAAAAAGACUUUUCCAGUUUGCGAUACCAGUCCUGUCAAUGGAUUUUAUAUCAGACGAUGACUUUAGAGAGAAUCACCGAUCCAACCAACCCUACGAGAAAGCUCUCAGCAACGACAGAGACAAAACAAAACUCUAAACAGGAAGAAACUUGUGAAAACGUUCUCAGGAACGGCAGCUGUGAUCGUUUCAGGUGAAGGGAAGCUCAGCAUAGCAUCUAUCCAGUUAACUUUGUUUUUUUUGUGGUGUCAUUUCAUAAUUUAAUAUUUUAGUGAGUUAAUCUGGAUAAAAUCAUUCUGACUUUCAAAAACCACCGAGAUACUUGACCGUGCGACACAUUUUAAAACUAGACCUGAUCAGUAACCUCUGAAGUUUAGCAGCAGGGCGACAGCUCAAACACUCCCCUUUCACUCAUGCGUCUAUAAACGACCUCCCUCUGGUUUUUCAUGACUCCAGGGGCCCCUGCCGGCCCUCAGUGAGGCCGACGCCACUGUAGGCCUAAGUCUUUGCUCACCCUCCAUAAACUUUGUCUAAAUGUGUUUCAGGGUGUAGUCCUUGCUGGUGAAUUGACUGUCUGUUGACUGUGAGUAUUACACGAGCCCAUAUUCUUCUAUAAUGUUUGAGCCUUUGAGGCCUUUAAACUCUUUACAGACACCGUGUGUGACUCUGGAACAACCUCUGGAUCCAAAACCUAAUGUCAUGAAAACAUACUACAGUGAACAAAUGCUUUAUUUGAUUUGUUGCUGAAAGCGGAAACUUUUAAGACUGAUACACAAUUUAGUCGUAGACAGAGUUGUAACUGUAACGCACAUAUGUUUAUUAACACAACUUAAGAAAGGACUAGUCAUCACACAGUAGUCAGGCUAUGCAUUAUCCACAGAGUGAGCGUCACACAUUUGCAGCCAAAUUUAACAGUGUGAAAUAUUGUGAUACAGCGUCAGAUCCUGAUGAUUUGCAGGUAAUUAAACAGGAAAUGCCUCAGACGUGUUUUUCCCUUUGAUGUUAGCUUCAGACUGAUCUAUAGAACCUGCAGGGGCACUAAUACGGGCUGUGGUUUGAUUUUGUAGCAAGUUUUUAUGGAUUGCGUUGCCUUAAAAUAAGCAGAUGAGUUAGCUAACGAAGCUAGCCUGCUUUAAGAGACUUGAAAUAUGACAACACUGACUUGUAAAUUAAAAGAAAAGUAAAGAUGUUAUUCAGAAGCAAAAACUCUGACUGACUGCUGGGCCGUUGGGUGUUUGAGGUUUUGAUUUAAUGCUAAUUUGUGAUGGUGACAAAAUGCUGUGAAUGGAAACAACAGCUGAAAAACCCUUUUAAGUGUUACGUAGCGUGAACACGAAUAUAGGACCAAACAUGAUCAUUCCAUUUUGUUUACUUUAACAGUUUUUACAAACUAGGACAGAUGCAAUCAGCCGCCGCAGCCUCGCCGCGCGUGCACCGUCACAUAUUUGACCCUUCUCGUGUUUCCAAACACGAGGUGGCAUUUUGCAUUAACGUAAAACUUUGAAGGAAAUACAGGCAGAGCAAACAGGCCGGAUUGAACGGACUGACUGUAAGCGGCGGUUUUUCCACCCUCUUGUCUGUUUAUGUGCCAAGGACCUCCGUGUUCAGCGAGCCUCAUUCAGCUUUCUCUCAUGUUUCGGGUUGUAUUUGACAGAUGUGGCCUUUGCAGACAUCCCACUUUUUACUUUUCCAAACUGGCUGCACGAAAGCAACUAUAGAAGUGAGCCACAUCUGUAGUUACACCCGAACUCUUGCACUCUGUUUCACUGUAAGUUUGUAAGAAAUGAAACCAAUGCCUACAUCCAGAGCAUGUAUUUAUUGUAAACAGUCAACUAGAAUUGUGAUUUCCUUUCCCCCAUGUAUGUACUGUGAAAUAUGAAGACUGUAUGUAAAGUACUUAUCAUUAUUCUAAUGUGACAUAUGUUGAAUAUACUUGUAACAUUAUUUUGUACAUAAAAUAUUUAUGAAUCAGCCUCGUGUCUUUGGUCACAGAGCUCGCUGUUCCCGCUCAGCACGGCAGCUCCGGUCAGUGAUUCCUGCCUUACCUGAGCGCCACACUCGGUUGCACACCUGCUCCAGGUUUAAUCUUUCUGUCUUUGCAAACACACACCUUCUGUCUUCAUCACGGUAACUGGUUUAGCUAUAAAAAUUAACAGGAAAAAAACAGUUUAAACUAAAGAGCACGAACCACAAGGCCCCGGGUACUGUGGGUGUUCUGGGGAAGCGGUGCUUGGGAUGUUUUGCGUGGAUUGUGCAGGCUCUAUUAUUCUGGGUACUCAGAGACUGUUAAGUGCACUGGUGAUUUUAAAUGGUUGUGUGCUGGAUAAGUACUUAAAGGUGUAUUGCAUAAAGUGCUGUAUGAAUGGCCAGUAAGACUGCAAAAGCGCUGUAUACAUGCAGGUCGAUUCUGUUUUUGUCUGAUUUGUAGCUCAUCUUUAUGAUGCAUUAAUACUGUAAUCCUGCUCAGCCGGUCGUUGAUGAACAUACAGUCAGGGAGAGCUGCUCAUUUAAGUCUGAAUGACUGUUUUUUAUAAUUUGGAAGAAAUAAAUAACGUCGAGAAAAUAACUGACUAUUCCCCAGAUGUCACAGCACAGAGUUUACUACACGUCCGAACGACCACAGCGUGAAUCAUCAGGUGAGUAAUACUGCUGUGGCGUUUGAUUCUAAUUUCCAGGUGUUUCACAGAUACCUUAUGUUGAUGCUUUUUUCUGGUUGCUUUAAAGGUAAUCCACAGGUGACAGGGAAAAAACAUGAGCCCAGACCUGAAUGACUGGCAUCUACAUUCACUUCCUUUUUGGAUGCCUUCCUUGUCUUAUGUUACAUUUUUAGUAAAAAAAAAAAAUUGAAAAACUAGUUUAUUUUUCUUAAUUUAACGAUUAUUAAAAAAUUUUUGAUCACGUUCAGAAAAAUAACCGGUGAAGCAAAUUCCCAGAAGAGAGAGCAGGUCAUCUACUGAUCGGAACGUUGGUGGUUCGAUUCCUGGCUCCCCCUAGUCUGCGUGCCAAAUAUCCUUGGGUAAGAUAUUAACCCCAAAUUGCUCUCUGAUGCAUCCAUCGGAGUAUGAAUGUGUGUGAAUGUUACUUAGAAAGCACUUAGAACAAUGUGCUUGUGCGAAUGGGUGAAUGUACAAGUUGUGUAAGGCGCUUUGAGUGUUCAGAAAGAAGAAAAGAUAAGAACAAGUCCAUUUACAAUUUACCAUAGUGUCACAUUCUGAGUUAUUACAACACUGCCUGUAUCUAAACUCUGUCCAGUUUGGUUUUUGUAUUUGUUUUGCAUCAGUAUAGUUUUUGGUCUUUAAAUCUGUGAAGCAUCAAUAUUGGAACGUACCAUGAAAGCUUCAAAUCAAACAAAACAAAUAUUACAAUUAUUCCAUUUUUAUUUCUGCACAGCUGUGUUAGUACAGCUUUGAGUCAGACUAACACGAUUCACUCACUGGAAUAGCAGGAAUAAUAUAUACUGUAUAUUUUACCAAACAAGAGGACUUAUUAUAUUCAUUUCUGCCUUCAUAUUUUUAGUCUUGGACUUAAAACUUAAAUAUUAAAUUAUAUAAUAAAUUACAUUAAUGCAAUUCUUUGAAAAACAUAUUCAGAUGAAAGCGUUUUGUUUUUUUUGUGAAUGCAAGUUGAUUGUUAACACAGUCAUGUGAAAAAGAAAGCAAUGAUCUCAAGCGCAGCAGCAAAUCUCCAACAGAAUGCUGAAAAAGAAAAGACUCGUGGUGCUGCAAUGGUCCGGUCAAUAUCCAGACCUCGACCUGACUGAAAUGCUGUUACAGGACCUCAGGAGAGCUGUGCAUAAACCAAUACCUGCAAAUGUCAACGAGCUGAAGUAAUGACGGUGCUGAAGGUGGUUCUAUGAGCUACUGAAUGAUGCGAUUCUUAGUUUUCACUGCAGAGUCCUGUGAAAUGUUCUUUUUGACAUGACAGUGUAUGUUCAGGGAAAGCGUGAUCACUAGAGGCACAGCUGAUAAAUGAUGAAUCAAAAAAAGGACAAAUAGCACAAAAUUUAGUGCAUUUUGCAAUAAAUUCAAAUAUUUAGAGUUUUACUUUAAUUUUACUGCAUCUAUAGAAAAUACUUCCUUGCACAUGGACAAAGUUUGAUACUAGUUGAACAUUACUGGUUUCAGCUGUUUGUUUACACCGUAUCACGCUGUGGUAUAACCAGCUCUGACACCAGUGCUGAGUAAAGAUAAAAUGGGCUGAAAAUCUGGGAUCCGUGAUGUCGGAGAGGAGAGUGGGUGGAGUUUCUAAAUAGAUGCCACGUGAAUACGAGUCACCCAGCACUGAGAUAUAACACUAUUAAUCCACACGACAUGUUCAAAUCAAGUAUGUCAGGCUGUGCUUUCUGAGCGGCUAAACAUCGCUGAUCUGAUGACAUCAUCUUUGUUAUAACUGACUGUCGCACUCCACUUCCACGUGGUCGCCAGACUUCCCGUUGUUCUGCGCGGGCUGUAAAUGAUCAGGAAGCAGGACCUCAACACUGUAGCUGAUGCGUUUGGCCUGGAAGAUGCUGUAGGUGUUGUCGAAUCUCAGCACAUCUGUGGAGGACAGAAUGGAGUAUUUAGACAGCUGGGUUUAACAUCACAGAAGCACUCGAACACAAGGCCACUCACAGACUCCUGGACGCUCACAGGUCAGUGAGCCGUCCUCGGGUACUAAGUGGGCGUUGUAUCGCUGACUGGGCACGAUUUCCUCCAUCUCAGCCGCCUUCUUCCAUUCACCCUUUUUGGCCUUUUGAAAGACCCCAAAUCCGAUGUCUCCACCGUCACUGGCAAACUGCCACCUAACAGGAUGUAAAAAUGCUUUGAAUUAGCAAAGCCUUUAUUUUGAAAGCUAGACUGUGCUCUACAGUGGUACGGACGUUAGCCGUGGUUUCUCACAACCAAGAUGGUGAUGGCAGAAACGCUGGUCUCGAGGCUACACAAUGGGACUUUAGAAACCAGUGAAUGAUGUCACGAUAGCCAUGUCCAUGUUUUGUUCUGUCUAUGGUCUCACUACAGCUGGGAGAGGACGAACUACGACGAGGCACAUUCUUCCCGAGCAAUAAGUGGCAGCUCAGGUUGACUGGGACCCUACUCGCUUGAUUUUACGUUGUCAGCAUGACUGUCACAUGUUCAAAAUAGCAAACCUAACUUUGUUCUGUUUCUUCUUUUGUCACGAUUCUGUGCUUAAAGUUUAAAGAUGUAGCUGAUUUAAUCUUCCUAUUUUUCCAGCUGUAGCUUGAACAGAGACCCUUUUGGUUUGCCGUUUGAUUUCUUGUGAUAUAAGUGAACUGAAUAAGAUCAUUUUAAAGAUAUGGAUUGAUCUAUUUCUCCACGCUCCAAAAAUGGACGGCGUGCAUCAACCUUUAAUCGCACAAUGAAUGAAGUGAGUGACUUCACAACAAGCUGGCGUGAUGAGCCAUAAUCAUAUCAGAGCUCUGCGGCUUUGAGUCAGGCUGUCUCUGUAAUGAUACAGCACAUUCUUUUUAAGACCUCUUAGCUACGGCUCAUCGACUCCACUCUGAGAAAUUUACAGACACUAUUCUUUCUACAUGACUGUCUCCUUUUGACAGGACCUUUAAUCAUAGACUCUGUAUGACUUUUAUCACUGACCUGAGAACGCAGCCGGGGAACAAGAUCUCAAAGUCCAGUUGCUCUGAAGAAACUCGGCUGAUGGUCACAGACUGCUCGUAAUCCACCUUCACAUGGUCCCGCACGUAGUAGGAGGGAGGAACUGGUCCAACAUGGUUUAUCUGCAGCAGAGAGUCAAAAAGUAAAAAAAAAAAAAACAGGCGUCAAAUACUCACACAGACAAUGA
Messenger RNA from Haplochromis burtoni (Burton's mouthbrooder), 26666 nucleotides. RefSeq lists its product as uncharacterized. Bases 241 to 20679 code for a protein of 6812 amino acids. The transcript has 44 exons. Gene Ontology annotation, biological process: presynaptic dense core vesicle exocytosis; neuromuscular junction development; synaptic vesicle priming. Gene Ontology annotation, molecular function: syntaxin-1 binding; phospholipid binding; calcium ion binding. Lineage: Eukaryota; Metazoa; Chordata; Actinopteri; Cichliformes; Cichlidae. Gene Ontology annotation, cellular component: presynaptic membrane; terminal bouton; neuromuscular junction. The record is from RefSeq and is a predicted model, not a curated record.